AUGGCCAAAAGCAGCUCCAGUGUUGCCACACAGACUGCUGGGUGGUCUCGUGGACCCUGUGACAGCUGCAGCAGUGCCCAGGCCAGCCUACGUGAGGUGGGCAGAGCCAUCACCAGCAUCUGCCAGAGCCAGAACAUCCCCUCGGCUCUCAGCAAGUUCCAGGAGACAGUGGAGGAAAGCAUGGGGAGAAGGACCCUCUCUGCCACGGACAUGAGCUACUGGGCCUCAGAGCAGAGCAAGGACCUCUCCCGGAUCAGUAAAUACCUCCAGAUGCUGCUGCAGCAGGUCAACCCUCUGAAGGCUCAGCUGGAAGAGUCGGAGGGGCAGAAGGAUGAGCUGCGGAAACAGGUUGAAGACUUUUCCCAGUUGCUUCAGGUGGAGAAGGAGACCCAAGCACAGCAGAAGGAGGAGGCUGAGCAGCGCCUGGAAGCCAAGAACAAGGAGCAUUUAGAGGCUGUAGCCAGGCUGGAGAGGGACAAGGACGACCUGCGGAGAGGAGCUGCUCUGCUGGAAGAGCGACUCUCUGCCUUGACAGACGAGCUGGCUGCAAAGCGAGGAGCUGUGCAGGAGCUGGAGGUGACCAAGACAACCUUGCUGGAGGAGAUGAGGACCAAGAUGGUGGCAAAGAGCCAGAUGCUGGAGCUGGAGGAGAAGGUGCAGCUGCUCAUCGGCCAGCAGAAGAGCAUGGGUGAGGAGCUGAGUGCCACCACCAUCCAGCUGGACAAGGAGAAGGCCAAGGUGAAGAGCGUGCUGAGGCAUCAGGAGUCCCUGCAGGCCAAGCAGAGGGCCCUGCUGCAGCAGCUCGAUAGCCUGGACCAGGAGCGUGAGGAGCUGCAGGACAGGCUGGAAGAGGCCAAGGAGGACAAGGCCAGGCUGGAGCAGCAGCUGGAGGAGAGCCGGGAGCGCAGCGGGCAGCAGCUCCGGGAGCAGCAGGAGCUGCUGGACAUGCUGCAGAAGGAGAAGCUGAGCCUGGAGCGAUCUGCCUCGGAGCUGCAGGACAACAUCUCCAAGCUGGAGAAGCAGGCGCAGGAGCUGAAAGAGAGGGAGAAGCUCCUGGUGUUCUUCCCCGAGCUCCACAUCCCCAUCGAGGCACAGUUUGAGAGCACUGGGAGCUGGACUGAGGACAUGGAGAAGCAGAUCCAAGCCAACAGCAUCCGGAUGGGCGUGCUGGAGCAGGAGAACCUGCGGCUCUGGGCCGCUCUGGCCAAGGUGAAGGCAGCUGCUGAGCAGGGUGUGCUGGAGCUCAUCCCACUGACCCAGCCGUGGUCUGAGCUCAACACCCAGAGCAGUGGGGAUACUGGUGGGCUGGCCACAGGGAGCAGCCGAGGCAGCCAGGCCAGUGCGGGGACACAGGGACAGGCAGGCCAGCCCGGGCAGCAGCGCCCCGGGGCUGAGCCCCCCGGCACGGGCAGACCCCGCCUCAGGCUGCCGGCGCGGCGGCUGCAGCUCAGCGUCCCCGGGACAAGGGGGCGCGGCAGGACCCGGCCCCCCUGGAGCCAGCUCAGCAGCGCCCACCGCAAGGAAGGGCCGCGAGAUGAAGGCAGAAAGGCAGCCUUGGACAAGCAGCCCCUGUCCUACCCCACGGGGCCUGCUCAUGUCUAG
Molecule: messenger RNA, 1602 nt
Organism: Apus apus (common swift)
Lineage: Eukaryota; Metazoa; Chordata; Aves; Apodiformes; Apodidae
Product: coiled-coil domain-containing protein 157-like
Exons: 8
Coding region: 1-1602 (533 amino acids)
Source: RefSeq, a predicted model, not a curated record